UUUGGAACAGAGAGAUUUGGUUAAAAAAAUAUAACUUUAAAAUUAGUGAGUAUUCCCCCCAGGUAUUAUGUAUUUGUGUGUGUGUCUCCUGAUUCUUUACAGCUUUAUGCAAUCACAAUCAGAGGAUUUAAUGGUGGUUGGUCCAGAAUCUUCUCUUGUUGCUAUAGCUGGGGAAGACCUCAUCCUGCCCUGCUUUAUCAAACCCAACACCAGUGCUGUGGACAUGACAGUGGAGUGGUUCAAACUAGAUGCAGGCUUCUCUCCAGUGCAUUUUUAUAAUGAUCAUGAAGACAGAAAUGAAAAUCAGGCUCAGACUUACAAAGGAAGAACAUCGCUGUUUAAAGAGGAGCUAAAGAAAGGCAACGCUUCACUCAAACUGUCCGCUGUCCGAGUCUCUGAUGAAGGAGAAUAUAAGUGUCUCAUUGAGGACAAAUCCUGGUCUGAUGAUGUUGUUGUUAGUGUCAUUGUCGAGGUUCGGGGCAGCCACCCAGUGAUCACGAUGGAGAGUUAUGGAAAUUCAGGUGGGAUUAAUCUAGUGUGUGAGUCCAGAGGCUGGAACCCUGAACCUGAGGUUCUGUGGCUGGACAGAGAAGGAGCUCCUCUAACUGCUGAAGAGACACAAAUACACAGAGAGACUGCGGGCUUCAGUGUGAAACGCCGCAUCACUGUUCAUGAUUAUAGCGACACUAACAAAUUCUACUGCAGAUUUCAACAAAUCCAUCACAUGAUGGAGGCAGAGGUCAUCAUUGAUGGUAAAGUCUUUGAUACUUGGAAGCUAGCUGUUGCUGUUUCAGCUUUAGCAUGUCUUUUUACUCUUGGAUGGAUAGUAACUGCAGUUGUUUCUCGAAAGAAAGUACUGCAGCGACGGAGGGUGGAAGAUGCGAUGGGGACAUUUACUGAGCUGCAAAGAGAGAGUGUGAAAGAAGUGUUAGCAAUAUUGAAGAGCCGUGCAGUGGAUGUGACUCUGGAUCCUGAUACAGCUCAUCCCCAACUCAAGGUGUCUGAGAAUAAAAAACAAGUGACAUGUGAAGACACACCACAAGAUCUUGAUACCCCAGAGAGGUUUAAUAAAUGUCUUAUUGUUGCGGGAAAGAGGAGUUUCUCAAAGGCAAUUUAUUAUGAGGUGCAGGUAAGCAGGAAAACUCAGUGGAUAUUAGGAGUCAUGAGAGAAGACAUUAACAGAAAAGGGGACAUUACCGUAACUCCACAGGAUGGAUUCUGGACUAUUGAAAUGAGGAAAGAGAAUGAGUACAGGGCUAAUGCUGGUCGUGAUAAUCGUCCCACGCUGAUAGAGAGACCAGAGAAGGUGGGGGUGUAUGUUAGUUAUAAGAAGGGUCUGGUCUCGUUUUAUGAUGUGGAGGCCAACUCUCACAUCUACUCUUUUUUUAAUCAGUCUUUCGCUGAAAAGAAACUCUAUCCUUGUCUCAGUCCUGGUUUAAAUGACGGAGAAAAAAAUUCAGCACCAUUGAUCAUUGUUAAUAUAUAAAUAUCUGUUUUUCUAUUCUACCCCAUUUUUUGAAACAGGCUAUAAUAUCAAUUUCACUAACCCACUCCCUCUCUAUAACACGUAUCCUGUACAGGGUUGCAGGAAGUCUGAAGCCUACCCCAUGGACUUGGGGCACACCCUGGAAAGGGUGCCAACCCAUCUCAGUGCACACACACUAUGUUUUCGCCACAAGGCUAACCACUACACCACUGUGCUGCCAUAACAUUUCCAUUUAAACAUACACUAGUUUCUGAAAAAGAUGAUUUAAACAAAAAGGACAUAUAUAUAUAUAUACUUCAGUAACACUUAUAUCAGUAUCUGAUGGCAGCAUUUAUGAUCAGGUUAAUGCUGUUAGUCCAUAUCUAGAAAUUCGUGGACGUUAGUCUGAUUACUGGAUUACUUAGUGUUUGUGUGCUGUUUUCAUUAGCAGUGUGUCAGAGCUUCACACACUACAACUGCAAAUUACAUUAAAAUAAUAUUUUAAAAUGAAGUGAUUUAUUUCAGAGAUGCACAACUAUAGUGUAAAAUAGACACUAUGUAAUCCACCUCCAUAGUAACAAAAAUAUGUUAAUAAUUGUGAUGCAAAUAUGUAAAUAUUUUUUUAAAUGUUUUGUA
Molecule: messenger RNA, 2101 nt
Organism: Clarias gariepinus (North African catfish)
Lineage: Eukaryota; Metazoa; Chordata; Actinopteri; Siluriformes; Clariidae
Product: butyrophilin subfamily 1 member A1-like
Exons: 9
Coding region: 68-1486 (472 amino acids)
Molecular function (GO): protein binding
Source: RefSeq, a predicted model, not a curated record